This is a messenger RNA of Polistes canadensis, 1029 nucleotides long. RefSeq lists its product as uncharacterized. Bases 1 to 1029 code for a protein of 342 amino acids. The transcript has a single exon. The record is from RefSeq and is a predicted model, not a curated record. Lineage: Eukaryota; Metazoa; Arthropoda; Insecta; Hymenoptera; Vespidae.
AUGAAAAAGGAGGAAUACAUCAAAGAAAUGGAAAAACUGUUGGAAGAUAGAAACACAUACAGUAUAUUAAGCAAGGAUCCUACUAACAAAUUUGAAAAAUUAACGAAUAAUUUAACAAUCAAAUUACAAAAUGAAUCCAUCAUCUCAGAAGAAAUGGGAAAAAACCUGCGAUCUUAUAAUUCAGUCGCGCCAAAACUGUAUGGAUUAAGGAAAACUCACAAAAAAGAACGUGCUUUAAGACCGGUUGUGAGUUCCAUAGGGUCACCGUGCUAUAAAUUAGCAAAAUUUGUACAUCAGACGUUAACAAAAUCUAUCUCAAACAAACUUGUUUUCUCCAUCAAGAAUUCGUUUGAGUUUGCGGAGAUUAUAAGAGAAAUAAAAUUACCAGAAGGAUACAUACUUGUAUCAUUGGAUGUAAUCUCCCUUUUUACAAACAUUCCCAAAGAACUGGUAUUAAAAACAAUCAAUGAAGAUUGGAAAGAACUUGCAAAAUCCAUAAAAGUCCCGAAGAAUAUCUUGGUGGAACUAAUACAAUUUUGUUUUGAAUUGAGCUACUUCCAGUUCAACGGGUCUUUCUACCAACAAAUGGAUGGCUCUAGCAUGGGUAAUCCAGCGAGCCCAGUGCUAGCCAAUCUAGUGAUAAAUUAUAUCUUAAGAAAGAUUGAAGGCAGGUUACCCUUUCCAGUUCCUUUCCUGAAGGUUUAUGUUGAUGGCGUUGUCACAGCAAUACCUAAAGAUGAAAUGGACCAAACACUAAAGACCUUCAAUAAUGUCAAUAAUAAGAUCCAAUUCACAAGGGAGGUAGAGAAUAAUAGAACCUUACCCUUCCUAGAUAUGAAUAUUAUAAGAAACGAAGACGGUUCUAUUGUAACGAACUGGUAUGUUAAACCUACAAGCUCUGGUAGAUGUAUAAGUUAUAAUUCGAAUCAUCCAAUGAGCCAAAAAAUUGGGGUCAUUAAAGGUUUAUUAUUUAGAGCACUGACAUUAAAUAGUAAGAAAUUCCAUAUGGAAAAUAAGAAAAGAAUAUGA